Molecule: messenger RNA, 1842 nt
Organism: Candidozyma auris
Lineage: Eukaryota; Fungi; Ascomycota; Pichiomycetes; Serinales; Metschnikowiaceae
Gene: RFA1
Product: replication factor A subunit protein RFA1
Exons: 1
Coding region: 1-1842 (613 amino acids)
Biological process (GO): DNA replication; DNA recombination; DNA repair
Cellular component (GO): nucleus
Molecular function (GO): DNA binding
Source: RefSeq, a predicted model, not a curated record
AUGCCCGAAACCUACGGUGUCCAACCUGGCUCUCUAAAAGAGGCGCUUAGUAAGUCUACCUGUCACUUGUGGGAAAAUAAAGGUCUCCGUCUUCAGGUGACCAAUUCAAAGGUCAUCAAUGAGCAGUCCGCCACCGACAGAAGAUACAGGUGUGUUAUAAGUGAUGGUAAGUAUUCGAUCCAGGGCUUGAUUGACGCCCGUUGCAACGCGUAUUUGGAAGCAAAUGGGUUUGCUCGUUUCUCUAUUAUCACCGUGAAACUGUUUACAGUGGCUAAGACCUUGAAGAGAAUUGUGCUUAUUUCGGACCUCACUGUGGACGUGCCAAAGACCGAGAGGAUCUCUUCGGACUUGACCUCUCUCGACACCUAUUUUGACCAGCACCCAGAAGAAGACACUGCGACAAGUGUUACAGGGAACCAGGGUGCUCUGCUGAGCAACAGCCCACAGCCUCAGCAACAGCCUCAGAAAGCUAAGCAAGCGCCUAAUCAGCAAUCACGGGGACGUGGUCCUGAAAGACCUGUGAAUCCUAUUGAGUCAUUGUCUCCCUACCAGAACAACUGGACCAUCAAGGGUCGUAUUUCUUAUAAAGGUGAGAUCAGAACAUGGUCCAACAGUAGAGGUGAGGGUAAGCUUUUUAAUGUGAACUUUUUGGAUGAGUCUGAUGAGAUCAGAGCCACUGCUUUCAAUGACAUGGCUGAUAAAUUCUACAACUUAUUGGAAGAGGGUAAAGUCUACUACGUCACAAGAGCGCGUAUCCAGCAAGCCAAACCAAAGUUUUCUCAUUUAAGUCACCCAUAUGAGUUGUCUUUGGACAAAGACACGGAAAUUACCGAGUGUUUUGAUACUGCGGACGUUCCAAAGAUCAAUUUCAACUUCACCAAAUUGAGUGACAUCCAGAAUGCCGAAAAGGAUGCUAUACUUGACGUCGUGGGUGUGAUCAAAAACGUCAACGAGGUGUUCCAAAUUACUGCUAAAUCUACAGGUAAGCCAUUCAACAGAAGAAAUAUCACUAUCGUUGAUGAUUCUAACUUUGCUAUUGACGUGGGCUUGUGGAACGCCACUGCAGUGGAUUUCUCUAUCCCAGCCGGAUCCGUAGUAGCUAUCAAGGGUGUGAAAGUUCAAGACUUUGGUGGCAGAUCAUUGAGUUUGACUCAGGCUGGAAGUAUCAUGAGCAACCCUGACAUACCUGAGGCUUACCAAUUGAAAGGAUGGUACGAUAACAAGGGCGUCAACGAGAACUUCCAAAGCAUGAAGAUUGAGUCCGGUGCUGCAGACUCCGUGGCUAACAGAAAGACAAUUUUGGAAGCAGAGCAGCAAGAAUUGGGAACGAAGGAAAAGCCUGAUUAUUUCUCUGUCAAAGCAACCAUAAACUAUUUCAAGACUGAUAACUUCUGCUACCCUGCUUGCAACAACGAGGUCAAUGUAUCUUCCAGAGGCCCUACCCCUUGCAAUCGUAAAGUUAUUGAGGACGGUGGUUCUUGGAGAUGCGAAAGAUGUAACCUUACUUAUGCUGAGCCUCACUACAGAUAUAUCUUGAACUGUUCCAUAAUGGAUCACACCGGCCAAAUUUGGGCCACUCUCUUCGAUAACGAGGCCAAAUCACUCUUCCAGGUGAGUGCUAAUGAGUUGUUGCAGAUGAAGGAGGCAGAAAUGAGUGACGUUCAUGACUUCUCCAAAUUGGUCGAUUCUGUGACAAUGAAGGAAUUCAACUUCAGAUUAAGAGCCAAGCAGGAGAGUUUCAAUGGUAACAUGAGAGUCAGAUACAAUGUGGUGCAAAUCAAUGAGAUUGAUUUCAACACCGAAGGUCUUCAUUUGGCCAAACAAUUGGAGUCUGUUUUAUGA